Messenger RNA from Capronia coronata CBS 617.96, 3183 nucleotides. RefSeq lists its product as uncharacterized. Gene Ontology annotation, cellular component: clathrin-coated vesicle; actin cortical patch. Bases 1 to 3183 code for a protein of 1060 amino acids. The transcript has 2 exons. Gene Ontology annotation, biological process: actin filament organization; endocytosis; clathrin coat assembly. Gene Ontology annotation, molecular function: phosphatidylinositol-3,5-bisphosphate binding; actin filament binding; clathrin-cargo adaptor activity. NCBI's taxonomy places the organism in Eukaryota, Fungi, Ascomycota, Eurotiomycetes, Chaetothyriales, Herpotrichiellaceae. The record is from RefSeq and is a predicted model, not a curated record.
AUGGCUUCUUACCCGGCCCUCACGGCCACCGGCACCGGCCGCAACAUCGACUUGACCAAGUCGGAAUCCGAGUUGGCCGUCAACAUCCGCAAGGCCACCAACAUCGAAGAGACGGCGCCUAAACGCAAACAUGUGCGCAGCUGUAUCGUCUACACGUGGGACCACAAGUCGUCGCUCUCCUUCUGGGCCGGCAUGAAGGUGCAGCCGGUCAUGGCCGACGAGGUGCAGACCUUCAAGGCCCUGAUCACCAUCCACAAGGUGCUGCAGGAAGGUCAUCCCGUCACGGUUAAAGAGGCGCAACAGAACGUAAACUGGAUCGAAAGUCUGGCCCGCGGCGUGAUGGGCGAAGGGCUCCGAGGAUACGGCCCGCUCAUUCGGGAAUACGUCUUCUUCCUGCUGGCCAAGCUGGCGUUCCACCGCAACCACCCCGAGUUCAACGGCCUGUUCGAGUACGAGGAGUACAUCAGCUUGAAAUCUAUCAACGACCCCAACGAAGGCUACGAGACCAUCUCGGAUCUGAUGACCCUGCAGGACCAGAUCGACACCUUCCAGAAGCUCAUCUUCUCGCACUUCCGCGGCGGCACGAACAACGAAUGCCGCAUCGCCGCCUUGGUGCCCUUGGUUCAGGAAAGCUACGGCAUCUACAAGUUCAUCACGAGCAUGCUGCGAGCCAUGCACACGACCACCGGCGACGACGAGGCACUGGAACCACUGCGCACGCGAUACGAUGGCCAACAUUAUCGUUUGAUCAAGUUCUACUACGAGUGUUCCAACCUGCGCUAUCUGACUUCGUUGAUCACCGUCCCCAAACUGCCGCAAGAUCCGCCCAACUUGCUUGCCGACGAUGACGAGCGCCCGGCUCUGCCCAAACGCCCGACCCGAGAACUCGAGCAGCCUCCUACCCCGGUGGCCAAGAAUGGCACUCCGGACCCUCGAGACAUGGAGGAUUUCUGGUCAAGAGAAGCACAAAAGCAACAGGAGGCCUACGAAGCCGAGCAGCGUCGACUGCAACAGGAGUGGGAGGAACAACAACGAGAGCAGAUGAGGCUACAACAGGACGCGCAACGAGCGUUUGAGGAGCAGCAGCGAAUGCAGGCGGAACAACAACGGUUGGCCCAAGAACAGCUGCUGCGCGACCAGAUGCAAGCCCAGACCCAAGGUCGAAUGGCCGAGCUGGAGCGAGAGAACCUGGCUGCGCGGGCGCAAUACGAAAGAGACCAGUUGAUGCUGCAGCAGUAUGACCAGAGAAUGAAGGGGCUAGAAGAACAACUCAAUCAACUCAACAACAACUUCCAGAUGCAAUCGCAGUCCAAAGAUGACCAGAUCUCCGCGCUACAAGAACAGGUCAACACAUGGCGACACAAGUACGAGGCUCUGGCGAAGUUGUAUUCGCAACUGCGGCAGGAACAUUUGGAUUUGCUGCAGACCACCAAGUCGCUGAAAUUGAAGGCGGCAUCGGCUCAGGAGGCCAUCGAUCGCCGGGAACGACUGGAGCGUGAAAUGAAGACCAAGAACCUGGAAUUGGCCGAUAUGAUCCGUGAACGUGAUCGAGCUUUGCACGAGAAAGAUCGUGUUCAAGGUGGACAUCGCGAGGAAGUCGAGAAGCUGAAACGCGAGUUGAGGCUUGCCAUUGACCGUGCCGAAGAGGCGGAGAAGGCCAAAGGGUCAGAGUUGUCUGCGAUGCUCGCCAAGUACAACCGUGAGAUGGCGGACCUCGAGGAAGCCUUACGCAACAAGUCAAGACAACUCGAGGAGAUUCGAUCGAAGCACACUGGCCGCGAUGUGGAUCACGAACAGGUGCUCCGUGAGAAGGACGAGGAGAUUGAGAUUUACAAGUCCGGAAUGGAACAGGCCCUUGAGGAGCUGGAAGAACUCAAGCUGGGCAGCAAUGAUGCCGACGGCGCCCUUGACGGUGCAAUUGACGAAGUAAUCAAGGCGAACGUGAACAAGAUCAACGACAUCGUUGAUUCGGUCCUGCAGAGUGGCGUGCAGAGAGUGGACGAUGCCAUGUAUGAGCUCGACUCUCCCAUGCAGGCUGGUAACCAGAAUGCCACGGCGCCGUAUGUGUUGUCGCAGAUUGAAAAAGCAUCUGCCAGCGCGACCGAGUUUUCGACCGCGUUCAACAAUUUUGUGGCCGACGGGCCCAACAGCGAUCAUGCCGAAAUCAUCAAGACAGUGUCAAUCUUUGCGGCAUCAAUUGCCGACGUGCUAUCCAACACCAAGGGGUUGACUCGAUUCGCGACGGAAGAAAAGAAAGGCGACCAGCUAAUUGACUCGGCUCGGCAAGCCGCUCUUGCGACGAUCAGUUUCUUCCGAAACCUCCAGUCUUUCCGCCUGGAGGGACUUGGGCCGAUGCAGAAGAGUGAUGUGGUGAUCAACAACAACCACGAUGUCCUGAUGAAGCUCCAGAAACUGUCCAAGCUGGCGGAUGCUUUUGCGCCCAAGGGCAGCAAAAUCAGCACGACGGGCGAUCUGGGCGACUUGGUGGAUUCCGAAUUGACCAAGGCGGCCAACGCCAUCGACGCGGCGGCCCAGCGCCUGGCCAAGCUGAAGAACAAGCCGCGCGACGGGUAUUCGACGUAUGAAUUAAAGAUCAACGAUGCGAUCCUCGAGGCGGCGGUGGCGGUGACGAACGCGAUCGGGCAAUUGAUCAAGGCGGCCACCGACUCCCAGAACGAGAUUGUGCGUGAAGGCCGUGGAUCAUCGUCCCGAACCGCCUUCUACAAGAAGAACAACCGGUGGACGGAAGGCCUGAUUUCGGCGGCCAAGGCGGUGGCGACGUCGACCAACACGCUGAUCGAGACUGCCGACGGCGUCAUCAACGGCCGCAACAGCCACGAACAGCUGAUCGUGGCGUCCAACGAUGUCGCGGCGAGCACGGCCCAAUUGGUCGCGGCCAGUCGGGUCAAGGCCAGUUUCAUGUCCAAGACCCAGGACCGGCUCGAACAAGCUUCGCGUGCGGUCGGCUCGGCUUGCCGUGCCUUGGUGCGACAGGUCCAGGGUAUCAUCAAGCAGAAACAACGCGACGAAGGGGAAACGGUUGACUAUACUAGUCUCAGUGGGCACGAGUUCAAGGUCCGGGAGAUGGAGCAACAGGUUGAAAUCCUCCAGUUGAGAAACGCUCUGGAUGCUGCUCAGGCCAGGUUGAGUGAGAUGCGCAAGAUCUCGUAUCGAGAAGACUGA